Molecule: messenger RNA, 1170 nt
Organism: Lolium rigidum
Lineage: Eukaryota; Viridiplantae; Streptophyta; Magnoliopsida; Poales; Poaceae
Product: shikimate kinase 3, chloroplastic
Exons: 10
Coding region: 19-885 (288 amino acids)
Cellular component (GO): chloroplast
Molecular function (GO): shikimate kinase activity
Source: RefSeq, a predicted model, not a curated record
CCUGUAGCAUCGAGAGAGAUGGACGCCAGUAGGUGUCUCGGGGCGACGCCCCGUGCCUGGGCUGGACACCAGAAGCCGCGCGGCUUUCCUCCGGCUACAGUGCCGGCAGUGAGGCUGGCACCGGAGAAGCCGGCGUGGCGGCCGCUUGUUUGGGGCUCCGAUUCGCGGAGGAGCACCGACCCAAUCCGUGGCGCCGUACUGAAAUCGGCAGGUACUGAGAGAGUACAUUAUUCUGCUGAUGAAGCUCUCGUACUAAAGCAAAAAGCAGAGGAUGUGCUUCCUUACUUGAAUGACCGCUGUGUCUAUCUAGUUGGAAUGAUGGGUUCCGGCAAAACUACAGUUGGGAAGAUAAUAGCUGAAGUACUAGGCUAUUCAUUCUUUGACAGUGAUAAGCUGGUUGAGCAGGCUGUUGGUAUACCGACGGUUGCUGAGAUUUUUCAGGUCCAUAGUGAAGCAUUCUUCAGAGAUAACGAGAGUGAGGUACUAAGGGAUUUGUCGUCAAUGCAUCGAUUAAUUGUUGCGACUGGAGGUGGUGCGGUGAUACGACCAAUCAAUUGGAAUUAUAUGAAGAAAGGGCUCACUAUCUGGUUAGAUGUUCCAUUAGAUGCGCUUGCAAGAAGGAUUGUUGCAGUGGGUACAGCUUCACGGCCCCUCUUGCAUCAGGAGUCUGGUGAUCCUUAUACAAAGGCCUAUGUGAAGCUCACAAACCUUUUUGAAAAAAGGAUGGACUCAUAUGCUAAUGCAGAUGCCAGAGUUUCCCUUGAAGAUAUUGCAUUCAAACAAGGACAUAAUGAUGUGAAUGUACUUACACCGAGUGCCAUCGCUAUUGAGGCAUUGCUAAAGAUGGAGAGCUUUCUUACCCAGAAGGCCAUGGUGAGAAACUGACCGGUUCUCGGGGCUUAAAAAGAACAACAAAUAUCAUUGGUCCUUGCUCGUUGUGCUACCUUUGCGUAAGACAACCUUCUUGAUAUAGCCAGAGCUUGAUUGUUCAAACAAUAUGACAUUGGACAACUUGAGUUUCUACUUGUGUAAAUGAAUGUGUAAAUAGCUAUCAACAGAGAUGAUGUCUCUCUUGUCUCUGUCUCGUUCAGUAUAACAGAUGGGAUUUGUCUUUUUUGUAUAUUUUGCUUUGCAACAAGAAUUUCAAUGGAUCUGUUCUUUUGAGGCGAA